AUUCUCUCCUAUUUCCUUUUUUUUUUUUGGUAUCCUUUUGCUACAUUACAUUUGCAUUUUAUAAUAAUCUCUACAAACACUGCGAUUUGUUGAGAAAAGGAGAAAGAUGGCUAACGGCGAGAAAACGGAAUUUCCCGAGCCGCGUUACUUCGAGCUUAACACCGGCGCGAAGAUGCCGGCCGUUGGAUUGGGCACUUGGAAGGCUCCGACGGGUCUCGUCGGUGACGCCGUUAUUAACGCCGUUAAGGCUGGUUACAGGCAUAUUGAUUGUGCCAGAGUUUACGAGAAUGAAAAGGAGGUUGGAGAUGCCUUAAAGAAGAUGUUUUUGGACGGAGUAGUCAAACGCAGCGACCUCUUUAUCACUUCCAAACUCUGGUGUAGCGACCACGCCCCCGAGGAUGUUUCCAAGGCACUGAGUAGCACACUACAACACCUGCAGCUGGACUUCAUAGACCUCUAUCUGAUCCACUGGCCUAUUCGAACAAAACCCGGCUCGCGAGGAUUCGAAGCCGAAGUGAUGCUCCCUCUCUGCCUAGAAGAGACAUGGAGCGCUAUGGAAGGGUUGUACGCAUCGGGGCAAGCACGAGCCAUUGGCGUGAGCAACUUUUCCACAAAAAAGCUGCAGGAUCUUUUGGCUCAUUCGAAGGUGCCACCGGCCGUAAACCAAGUCGAGUGCCACCCAGUGUGGCAGCAGCCUGCCCUUCAUAACUUUUGUCGCUCCACCGGCAUCCACCUCUCGGCAUAUUCUCCGCUGGGAUCACCAGGAUCGUGGGUCAAAGGCGAGGUUUUAAAGGAGCCCAUCCUGAUUGAAAUAGCUGAAAAGCUCAAUAAAUCGCCGGCGCAAGUCGCACUCCGAUGGGGUAUACAAAGUGGGCACAGCGUGCUACCAAAGAGUACGACCGAAUCUCGUAUAAAGGAGAACCUCGAUCUGUUUAGUUGGUGCAUUCCUCCAGAACUUUUCUCCAAAUUCUCUGAGAUCCAACAGACGAGGCUUCUUCAAGGAAACUUUGCCGUCCAUGAAUCAGGACCGUAUAAGAGUCUUGAAGAGCUGUGGGAUGGUGAAAUAUGACUUGGGGGACAAAAAUUCCGUGAGGGCGCGAUUUUGUGAGAUACACCCUUUUUUUUUUUUUUUACUGUAGGAUAGUAAUAAUUCCAAACCAUGAGGGCGCGAUUUUGUGAGAUACACCCUUUUUUUUUUUUUUUUACUGUAGGAUAGUAAUAAUUCCAAACCGAAAGCACCGUUGGUGCUAAUGAACAUCUCAGUAAGCAUGCAGAUUUUCUUUUUACUGACAUUGGGACUGUUCAGUUUUGGAGUUCAAACUACUAAAUGUUGUAGUUUAUAAGGUGGCUAAAUAUCCAUUUUGUUGUACUUUCAAAUUAAUUGGUCGUGUUGAAUUGUAACAGGUGAAUUGGCCAAAAAAAAAAAA
Ananas comosus (pineapple) is the source of this 1427-nucleotide messenger RNA. Its product is annotated as aldo-keto reductase family 4 member C9-like. Lineage: Eukaryota; Viridiplantae; Streptophyta; Magnoliopsida; Poales; Bromeliaceae. Gene Ontology annotation, cellular component: cytosol. The record is from RefSeq and is a predicted model, not a curated record. The transcript is spliced from 7 exons. Gene Ontology annotation, molecular function: aldose reductase (NADPH) activity. Bases 107 to 1069 code for a protein of 320 amino acids.